This is a messenger RNA of Carica papaya (papaya), 1183 nucleotides long. The record is from RefSeq and is a predicted model, not a curated record. Lineage: Eukaryota; Viridiplantae; Streptophyta; Magnoliopsida; Brassicales; Caricaceae.
UUUGGGGUAUUUGGUGGUUAUGGUGCAGAUUGCCCGGGUCCUCAAUCAGAGUCUGCUGGGAAAUCUGAUGCUUGUCAAGGAUGUCCCAACAAGAAGUCUGCGCCACUGCCCCUAAAGGGCCAAGACCCUGACUUGGUUGCAAUUGUGGAACGAAUGGUCACCGUCAAGCACAAGAUAUUGGUUUUAUCAGGCAAAGGUGGAGUUGGCAAGAGCACAUUCUCUGCACAACUCUCAUUUGCACUCGCAGCCAUGGACUACCAGGUGGGUCUUCUAGACAUUGAUAUCUGUGGCCCAAGCAUCCCAAAGAUGCUUGGCCUAGAAGGUCAAGACAUUCACCAGAGCAACCUUGGGUGGUCCCCUGUUUAUGUUGAGUCCAACCUAGGGGUGAUGUCGAUUGGGUUCAUGCUCCCUCAUCCUGAUGAAGCUGUCAUAUGGAGAGGCCCACGCAAGAAUGGACUCAUCAAGCAAUUUUUGAAAGAUGUGAAUUGGGGUGAGCUCGAUUAUCUCAUAGUUGAUGCGCCACCUGGUACCUCAGACGAGCACAUCUCAAUUGUCCAAUUCCUGCAGGCCACCGGAAAUAGAUGGACAAUAAUUGUAACUACACCACCAGUCUCUCUAAUUGACGUCCGUAAAACUGAGAAGGUUAUGCAGUAUAUUAGAGAGAGAGUUCCCGAGCUCUUGGACGUGGUUGCCUGCACCGAAAUAUUUGAUAGCAGUGGUGGGGGUGCUGCAAAAAUGUGUAGUGAAAUGGGUGUACCCUUUCUCGGGAAGGUCCCGCUAGAUCCCCAGCUUUGUAAGGCUGCGGAGGAAGGUAGAUCCUGCUUUGCUGAUCAGAAAUGUGGGGUAAGUGCUCCAGCUUUGAAAGGAAUUAUAGAGAAAUUGGUGGGAAAUCAUUUGGAAUCAAGAAAAGCCAUGGAUGAGUAAACGGUGAAUAGCUUCACUGAUCUUUGUGGAUCAUAUUUUGGUUCUCUUCUGUUUAUUUAUCAUGUUCUUAUAAAUCUACAAUCACUUCUUUUAGGGAGCUUUUUUACUAGUUUGAUCUCUUUUCUGCCAUGAAUCAAUAGAUGAAGAAUAGAUGAAAAUUGCUCAUGAUCCAAUUGCAUAAAUUAUUUACCUUAUGUAUGUAUUAUACCUUUGUAAGAAGAUUAAGGUAAUGUUUGGAAUUAAAUUGCUUGAAGUCCAA